Bufo gargarizans (Asiatic toad) is the source of this 3039-nucleotide messenger RNA. RefSeq names its product TNF superfamily member 12 (gene TNFSF12). The record is from RefSeq and is a predicted model, not a curated record. Gene Ontology annotation, molecular function: tumor necrosis factor receptor binding; receptor ligand activity. Lineage: Eukaryota; Metazoa; Chordata; Amphibia; Anura; Bufonidae. The coding region runs from base 684 to 1667 and encodes 327 amino acids. Gene Ontology annotation, biological process: immune response. The transcript has 8 exons. Gene Ontology annotation, cellular component: membrane.
GUUGCUACUCCCCCCUCUCCUCCUGUCAGUGCUUUAUGCAAUCCCUCGCUGUCUCUCCCCCUCUCGCUCCUCCUUCCUCCUCUCCUUCUAUUUCCUGCCAUUCUUUAUUUUUUUCCUUCUUUUCUGGAGCUCAUCCAGAGACAAGAAAAACACGAGCGCUGAGUCCGACCAGCUGAGUACAACUCUUCCAAGUGCCCGCUCACUCUUCUACUUCUGCAGCAGUCCAGCCUCAUUCUCCUCAGGGUGUCUGUCACUUCUUCGAGAGGCCAUCCUUCGCACUCACCGGGAUCUUCUCCAUCGCAGCAAUCGCCUAAGUGGCCUUGCGAGGAGAGGGGUGUCUGAAUGUCCCCUUAACCCUUCAUUGUCCAUGGUGGUCCUAGUGGGGCAAUACAAUAUGGCUGCUCUCUGGUCAACGUCAACUCGUGAACUUGUCCAAUCACAACUAGAGGGAAAUUUUUGAAAGUUUCUUCUGCUGAUUUUUUUUUUCUCCGACGAAGUCAAUUUUUGCAUUUUUCCCCCCCCAGACAUGGCCCUCUGAUCUUCAUUACUUCCCCAUUUGGAGACAUGUAGAGUGGGGUGUCGUCGUCGUCGUUUCUUAGGGUGGAUUUUGGCGGCACAUUUUGCAGUGGGAGGGGGUGCAGGUGGUGGGGCCAUAGAAUGAGUUAGAAAUAAGGAGAACCUCAAUGUCUCGCUGGAGUAAGAAACGAACGGGCAGAGGUGCUCUGCUUCCGCUGCUACUUCUGGCGCUGGCACUAGGGGGCACCUCUCUUGUCUUGGCAUCCCUGAAUCUGCUACUGACCACCACCGCCUGGGGACAGAACCUGUGCCACGGACGGGCGCAGCAACAGCGGGUGCAUCCACUGCGAGAGCCCAGCGCUGAUACCCGGAUCUACUACCAGAAUGUCUGGGAAAAACAUCAACUUCUGUAUCAGAAGCUGACAGAGGAUAGGAGACGUCACAGGCGUUCAGCAAAUGGUAAUAGAAGAAACAAACAAAAUAAUCGGAAAUCUUCAGUAGUCACAGCAGCUCAUUAUGAAGAUCCUCAGCUCAGUCUUCAUAUUCCUGAGAUCUUCAGCUCAGUCUUCAUAUUCCUGAGAUCUUCAGCUCAGUCUUCAUAUUCCUCAGAUCUUCAGCUCAGUCUUCAUAUUCCUCAGAUCUUCAGCUCAGUCUUCAUAUUCCUCAGAUCUUCAGCUCAGUCUUCAUAUUCCUCAGAUCUUCAGCUCAGUCUUCAUAUUCCUCAGAUCUUCAGCUCAGUUAAAUUGCCAAAAGGAGGACAACAGAUGAAUGCAGAUGAUAAUGGUACGAUCCUUCACUGGAGUGAAGUUCCACGAAACUCUACCAGCCCAGUCAGAUAUGAUGAUGGAAAGGGGGAGUUUAUGGUCAACGUCAAGGGAUUGUUCUAUUUGUAUUGCCAGGUGCACUUUAAUGAGGACCGAAGCAGCUACAUCAAGUUGGAUUUACUUCUAGAUGGUAAUCUGAUAUUUCGUUGCCUGCAAGAAUUUUCUGCUACUGCUGCAAGUAUCCGUGACCCCAAACUGAAGACCUGCAGUGUUUCAGGGCUUGUGGUCCUUCGUCCUGGCCACACCCUCCGCAUCAAAACUCUACCCAAAGUCAGCUUGAAGGUAGAGCAUUUCCUCACCUACUUUGGUCUUUUCCAGGUCCAUUGAGAGUUUUUAUUCUUAGGGGUUAGAAAACCCCACAAGGACUUUCCACAACCUUGUCCAUUAUCACCAUAAUGCCUGGUUCCAAAGGUCAACUGAAACACCAAAACAACUCUGGAAUGAAUGAACACAUAUUUCUAAAUAAUCAAAGCCACGACACAAGAUCCAAUUCAUCUUGAGAACAAAGACUACUAUGUUAGCAGCCACUGAAAAUAGUGAAUCAACAAUUAAGCAGAACUUUCCAGUUACGGUUAGCAAGCAGAACUUACAAGACUAACUACAUAGUAGAUCAGACAGGAGACAGAAGCUUUGUAUAGGAAAAAGGUUACUGAUCCAUAAAAUAUUAGUAUGACAUGACUUAGUCUAGUCCCAUGUUCUUGAUCACAUAGUGUACAAAAAUCUCUAUAAUUUCUGUUAGUUCACCAAAUGGAGCCCAGUUGACCCAUGGUGACCAUACAACCUGUGUUCGUAUCCAGUCCAUAGGUUGGGUCUUUGUGCCUUUUGAUGACUAUGGUGUCUAUUACUUUCUUGACUGUCCUAAAUCCAAGCUUUUAACUUUUAGAAGCCAUAACAGUCUUCAUCAAUGAGAUUUGUCUUCUCAUAGUAUGUCAAAUACAAUAAAGCUUUGUGUAUCAAGUGGAAAGUUCUACUCAUGUCAAAAGGCAAUUGAUCCAAAAAGUAUUACUAUGACAUGCCUUAGUCUAGUCCCAUGUUCUCAAUCACAGAGAGUAAAAAAAAACUCUAUAUAUUGUGUUAGUUCAUGGAAUCCAGUUGACCCAUAGUCAACAUACGACCAGUAUUCUUAUUUUGUCUGCAGGUUGGUUUUUCAUGCCUUUCAAAGACUAUGGUGUCCAUGACUUUCUUCACGGUCUUAAUCCAAACCUUGAACUUUUACAAGCCAUAAUAGUCUUCACUAAUGAGUUGGGUCUGCUCAUUGUAUGUUUAAUACAAAGCUUUGGGUGUCAAGUGGAAGGUUUUGCUCCACUGUAUCAAAGAUCCAAUGUUUAGUUGUCUUUCCAUUUGUGAUGUUCUCCAAAGCCAUUGAGCUCUAGACCAAUCCAAAAGACUACAUGGAAAACUAUACAGACAACAGAAAUCUUACUCAUGCAAAGUAGUAUUUACUACAGGAUAACAGGGUUCAGCAUACGUAUUGGUAAUGAACACUGGGGAUCAAAAAGUGCCUACUUGUCUGAUGUAUGCAGAAACUAGUGAACUUUUUGUAUAAUUUUUGUUUAUUUUUCUGAAUUUAACUUCAACCCACUAACCUUAUGGACUGCAAGAACGGUUCCAGAGUAUUGAUGAUCUGUACAGGUCAUAACUAGAUAUUUGAUGAAUUUAUAUAACACUGAUCACUUUCAAAUAAAUUUUAUACAUGGGA